AUGGAAGGUGAAUGCAAGGUACUGCUGGAUGCCACUGUCAACACAGAAGUCAAGAAACAAACAAUGCAGAGUGUCAAACUCAUCUCAAAACAAACCACAGCCCUGCUGGCGUUCACACUCUGCCUUGCUGCUGCUGCUGUCCUUGUCUUCAACAGGCAUGGCGAGGACCCAGGACACGAUGGAGACAGUUUCGAUAUUCAUCACACACUGAGGCAAAUUUCAAAUGUACGAGCAGCCAUUCAUUUAGAAGGUGAAUACAACCCAGCCAUAAAAACCUCAGUGGAAUGGAAGGAUCAAGUGGAUCAGUCCCACUUUCAAGGAGGGCUGGUUCUCAGCAACAAUGAGAUUGUGAUUCCUCAAAACGGCCUCUACUUUGUUUACAGCCAAGUAUCUUUCCGGGUCCGCUGCAGCAUCAGCAAUGAUGAUGAUGAUGACACCACCUCAAAACCCAUAGUCCACCUUAGCCACACAGUGAUGCGCUGGUCAAGCUCGUAUUGCACUGACAAUACCACGAAUUGCUACCAGACGAUCCUGCACUCCAUCCACACUGCCUGCCAAAAAACAGCCAGCAGUGAUCCAGAUGAUGAGGGGCAUUGGUUCUCUGCUGUAUACAUGGGAGCUGUGUUCAACCUGAAAAAAGGGGACACACUGAAGACGGAGAUGGAAGAGAAAAUGUUGCUUGACCUGGAAGAUGAGCCUGGGAAGACUUUCUUUGGUGUGUUUGCCUUAUGAGGACAGGGGACUCAGGGUUUCAGGGGAAUCUUUGACUUUACAUGAAGACAAGCCGUUGAACUGUAGGUGUCCUUACAUUGCACAGAAUGUUCGAUGCAACUUUACAUAUAGACUUUAACCAAUUGCAUUAGCAAGCAGUUACAUUUGAAAGUAAACCAAGCUUUGUUUACUGAACCAGUGAAGUACCAGUACCUUUUGCUGUACUGCAGUGCUAAAUCUCUUCCGUCUUGGUCACUUAGACAAACA
This is a messenger RNA of Monopterus albus (swamp eel), 978 nucleotides long. RefSeq names its product tumor necrosis factor a (TNF superfamily, member 2) (gene tnfa). Gene Ontology annotation, biological process: immune response. The record is from RefSeq and is a predicted model, not a curated record. NCBI's taxonomy places the organism in Eukaryota, Metazoa, Chordata, Actinopteri, Synbranchiformes, Synbranchidae. The transcript is spliced from 4 exons. The coding region runs from base 1 to 732 and encodes 243 amino acids. Gene Ontology annotation, cellular component: membrane. Gene Ontology annotation, molecular function: tumor necrosis factor receptor binding.